GUAAUCGCUUGACACUACGAGUUAAAGCGAUUGCGUGUCUGACUCUUGAGUGUCUUCUGCUUUAAGUUACUCAAGUUGUAUCGAAAGCAAAAGUUUUCUCGUCAUUCAAAUUUUCUUUAAGUAGAAACUACGUUAUAAUAGCAUCGACUUUAAAAGUCUAAUGUGCUCAGCAUAGAUAGAACUUUGGACUUUGAAAUGGCCUUGAAUUUAGGCGAUAUCGACUCGUGUAUCCAAGAUUUGAUCGAUUUAACUGAAGACUACAAACAGCUUGAAGCAACUCAUAAGGAUUACACAGUUCAAUUAGAACAACUGUCAGAACUACAGACAAAAUGUGUAAAAAAUUUGAGUCAUCAAAGAUACCGACUAGGGAUUAUCAAGUCAACACUAAAAAAGAUUAAGCCAAAGGAUGAAUCUGAAAAAGAAAAAUUUGAACUUCUCAAUAAAGAUUUAAUGAGGAGACAGGCUCAGUUGAAUGAGAUGGAAGAAUCUCUACCUAAGAAGAGUGGAACAUACCUCAAAAUCAUUCUAGGAUCAGUCAAUGUAUCAUUUCUCAAUAAGCAAGAAAGAUUCAAGUACAAAGAUGAUUAUGAAAAGUUUAAACUUGCUCUGAGUGCUAUAGCAAUGGGCCUAUCUGUCACAAAUCUUAUUGCCAAUUUGAGGAUCUUAGAUUUGGCAUUUGUUUUCCUUAUGGUGUGGUACUAUUGCACUUUGACCAUCCGCGAAUCAAUAUUGCGAGUAAAUGGUUCCCGAAUCAAAGGAUGGUGGAGAGCUCACCAUUUCAUUUCGACUGCGUUAUCCGCUGUUUUACUCACAUGGCCCGACUCCACCACGUAUCACCUAUUUCGUCAUCAGCUCAUGUGGUUCUACGUCUACAUCAGUUUCGUACAGUAUCUUCAAUUUAGAUACCAGCAAGGAUGUCUCUAUCGCUUGAAAGCUUUGGGUGAACGCCACGAUAUGGAUAUAACCAUUGAGGGUUUCCAUUCAUGGAUGUGGCGAGGACUUAGCUUUUUGCUUCCAUUUCUCUAUCUAGGCUAUUUCUAUCAACUGUACAAUGCUUGGGCCUUGUACCAACUUAGUUUCCAUCCGGGUAGUGAAUGGCAGAUUCCAGUCCUUUCUUUCCUUUUCCUGAUUCUCUUUUUGGGUAACACUUUGACUACAUCUAUGGUGAUUCCACAGAAACUCAGAGACAAAGUUCGGCUCAAGUACCGCUUUACUCGUCUCGACAAGUAUUUUUCCACUUAUACAAAGGGUGGCAGGCGAUAUACUUUGUCUGAUCGUUCACGAUCAAAUGAAAGUCAGGAUGCUAGCCAAGGGACGGAAAUGACUGAAGAGGAAGUUGCUUCAUCUAAAAUGAAAACUAAAAGUUUUGAGGAUGAAAAAGACCAAUGAUUGAAAGUGAUGUAACGACAAGAAAAUUUCGCCUGAGAGACUGUCGACUGAUCGGAUAGUUCACUAUUUUAGACCGACACUAAAUCACAUCAUCAUUAAAAGAUUAUUUUUUCGUUUUCUUUUGUUAGGGAUGGUCGCUUGUUCCAUUCAGUGUUUUUCCUUUUAUUGGAAGCAUUAAAAAAUUGGAUUGCACAAGUUCAAUCUCAAUGAAAUUAA
Molecule: messenger RNA, 1605 nt
Organism: Daphnia pulex (common water flea)
Lineage: Eukaryota; Metazoa; Arthropoda; Branchiopoda; Diplostraca; Daphniidae
Product: transmembrane protein 120 homolog
Exons: 9
Coding region: 196-1389 (397 amino acids)
Cellular component (GO): membrane
Source: RefSeq, a predicted model, not a curated record